This is a messenger RNA of Vitis riparia (riverbank grape), 348 nucleotides long. RefSeq names its product esterase-like. Bases 1 to 348 code for a protein of 115 amino acids. The record is from RefSeq and is a predicted model, not a curated record. The transcript is spliced from 2 exons. Lineage: Eukaryota; Viridiplantae; Streptophyta; Magnoliopsida; Vitales; Vitaceae. Gene Ontology annotation, molecular function: hydrolase activity, acting on ester bonds.
AUGAGACUAGAGUUAACUGCAAGGCUUUUAAGGUCAUGUUUGUCUGAUUUCAUGCAGCCUUAUCUUACUGCAAAGAUCACACGGUUUGAGCAUUCACUUGUAGCUUGCUGUGGCUAUGGAGGCAAGUACAACUACAACAAUGAAGUGGUCUGUGGAGGUACAAUCACUGUUAAUGGCACCGAUAUAUUCAUCGGAGCGUGUGACCGCCCUUGGGUCCGAGCAAAUUGGGAUGGAAUUCACUACACUGAGGCAGCUAACAAGUUUGUUUUUGAUCGAAUCUCCAGUGGAGCAUACACGGACCCGCCUGUUCCCUUGAAAAUGGCAUGUCACAGGAGGGAUUCCCGUUAA